Molecule: messenger RNA, 1657 nt
Organism: Morus notabilis
Lineage: Eukaryota; Viridiplantae; Streptophyta; Magnoliopsida; Rosales; Moraceae
Product: protein WHAT'S THIS FACTOR 1 homolog
Exons: 2
Coding region: 233-1486 (417 amino acids)
Molecular function (GO): RNA binding
Source: RefSeq, a predicted model, not a curated record
GUUUUCCCCACAACAGCGACUCCCCAUCUAGUCUCCGAUGAGCACCGCCCACGCAGUGCCUUCCCACCCCGCCUUUGGGCGAUUCCAGAGACCUGUUGCUAUCCACCUUCACUAACUCAAUCUCAACCGUAGGAUCACCAUCAUACGUGGGAGGAGGUUCUGACAAGGGCUUUGGUUCAUUGUGUGGUUCGAGGGUUCUGUUGUUAUACAUUGAAGAUAUAUAAAUACCAAAAUGUAUACAAAAAAUCUAAGCUAUAGGAAUCCAAAAGUCAACGUUUUACCAUCCAUUCAAUACCUUUGUAGAAGCUUUUCUCUUUGGUCGAUGAAGAAGGACCCGGAUCUCGAAUCGGCUCUCUCUAGAAACCGCAGAUGGAUUGCCAAUAACCAGCUAAAGAACAUAAUCCUUCGCUACCCGAACGGGGUAAUACCAGUAAAAUACCUUCAGAAAAAGUUCAAGACUCUUGAUCUCCAAGGAAAAGCUCUCAAUUGGCUCAAAAAAUACCCUUGUUGUUUUGAGGUCUUUCUCCACCACGACGACGAGUACUACUGUCGGCUUACGAAAAGGAUGAUGGCUUUGGUGGAGGAGGAAGAAACCGUGAAGGAUAUGCAGGAGCCGGCGCUGGUACAAAGACUGGCAAAGCUACUGAUGAUGAGCUUGAAUCACAGACUGAAUGUCGUAAAACUCAAUGAGCUGAAGCGAAAUUUUGGUUUCCCUGAUGAUUACCUGAUUAGGAUUGUGCCGAAGCAUUCCAACUUGUUUCGUGUUGUCAACUAUAGUGGGAGGCGGAGUUCAAUGGAGAUCGAGCUGAUGUCGUGGAAUUCUGACUUGGCGGUUUCAUCAGUUGAGGCCACAGCUCGGGAGCAGGGGGUUGAGCCAUGUUUCUCGAGUUCGUUGCCCUCCACUUGGGUGAAGUCACAGGAAAGAUCUCGUGAAUUCAAUUCGAGUCCUUACAUUUCGCCUUACUCGGACCCUAAAGUGCUGGUGGAGGGAUCUAAGGAGACGGAGAAGAGGACAGUUGCGUUAGUGCACGAGCUAUUGUCGUUGACUCUUUGGAAGAAAGCAUCAAUUUUGAAGCUAGGACAUUUCAGGAGAGAGUUUUCGCUGCCGGAGAAAUUGAACAUUUUGUUGCUCAAACACCCUGGGAUAUUCUACGUUUCGAAUCGAUAUCAGAUCUAUACCGUUCUUCUUAGAGAGAGCUACAAAGGGUCAGAGCUGAUCAAUAAAGAUCCUCUUGUGGUGGUGAAGGAGAAGUUUGGGGAAUUGAUGCAGGAGGGGCUUCACGAGUAUAAUAGAAGGCAUCAAUUGGAGAAUUUGGAGAAGAAGAGAAAGAAAGGCAUUGUUUUGGGUAGAUUGGAUAAAGUCAAAGAUCAGAACUCAGAAAGUUCUGAUCCUGAUGAUCAGGAAGGAGACAAGCUAGGAGGUUUUUUUGAUCCUGAAGAAAGAAAACGAUUCUAUAAAGUUCUCUUUGAAGACGAUGCGCCAUAAGAUGUAGUUGUGGCUUGUAUUCUCAAUCGUACUUUGUAUAUAUGAUUUGUUCAUCACCAAGUUUCAUUAAUCUUUAUCCUCCUUGUACGUCAGGAGCUUGGAGCACAUUCAAAUACAUCUUUUUCCCCCCAAGGAUUUUGUUUUGCUUUAAAAGCAGAGCAAUUUUUUUUU